Brassica napus (rape) is the source of this 1208-nucleotide messenger RNA. RefSeq lists its product as uncharacterized. The record is from RefSeq and is a predicted model, not a curated record. The coding region runs from base 158 to 1042 and encodes 294 amino acids. NCBI's taxonomy places the organism in Eukaryota, Viridiplantae, Streptophyta, Magnoliopsida, Brassicales, Brassicaceae. The transcript is spliced from 7 exons.
AAAUACAAAAAGACAUAUCUUUGUCCGAACACGGCGUAAUUUUUCAGACUAAUCAGCAAAACGUUAAUUGCAGUCGCCGGCGGUGUCUUCUGAUUGUACAAACAACGUCCACACCACGUGACCCAUAUAAGCUUUCAGGUUCCUCCUCCGCGGAACGAUGUCGGAGACUCGCCGGAAUCAAUCUAACCAUGAACGAAUCGACAGCUCCGAGAAUCAACACCGAAGAGUUGUGAUAGAGAACAGUCACGGUGAGAAACUCGUGGGAGUUUUGCAAGAUACAGGCUCAACCGAGACUGUUGUCAUCUGCCAUGGCUUUCAAUCAUCAAAGGAUCGGAUCCCCAUGAGGACAAUAGCCAAUGUCUUUGAAAGAUUAAAGAUCACUACUUUCCGGUUUGAUUUUACUGGCAACGGGGAAAGCCAAGGAACGUUUCAGUAUGGUAACUAUCGCCGAGAAGCUGAAGAUCUCCGCUCUGUUCUCCAACACUUGCGUGGGGAGAACCGUGAAAUCUCUGCAAUAAUCGGACAUAGUAAAGGUGGGAAUGUGGUGCUUUUGUAUGCAGCAAAGUACAAGGAUGUGGAGACUGUUGUGAACAUCUCAGGACGUUUUUUUCUUGAGAAGGGAAUAGAAGGGCGGCUUGGUAAGGACUACAUGAAGAGAAUCAAGGAGGAUGGGUUCAUCGAUGUUAGGAACAGAAAGGGAAAGUUUGAAUAUAGAGUAACAGAAGAGAGUCUAAAGGACCGUCUAACAACCAAUACUCAUGAAGCUUGUCUCUCAAUUCAUGAAAACUGCAGGGUGUUGACAGUUCAUGGUUCAGACGAUAGGAUCGUGUCUGUAACAGAAGCAUAUGAAUUCGCCAAAUAUAUAAAGAAUCAUAAACUUUGUGUUAUUGAAGGAGCUGAUCAUGAGUUCACUUCUCACCAGCAUCAGCUUGCUUCUACUGUUUUAUCAUUCUUCAAGAAAGAUGAUGAUGAUGAUGGUGUUAUCAGUACAAGUACCAGAGACCUCACGAGAGCAGUUGUUCCGAUUACUUCACGAAUAUAAAAAUAGAUUUGUUCAGGCUGCUAAGUCGAGUUAUGUCUGAAGCACAUUAAGAUUAUCAUAAUGUUCUUAUGAUUCAUAAAACCUUCAUGUUUGUUACUAUGUAGUCUUGUAAUAUGUGUUUAUACACUAAAUUAAUUAGAAAGAUUAAAAAAAUAUCGUUUUGAAA